Rosa rugosa (rugosa rose) is the source of this 1779-nucleotide messenger RNA. Its product is annotated as F-box/LRR-repeat protein 3-like. Lineage: Eukaryota; Viridiplantae; Streptophyta; Magnoliopsida; Rosales; Rosaceae. The transcript has 2 exons. Gene Ontology annotation, molecular function: protein binding. The record is from RefSeq and is a predicted model, not a curated record. Bases 3 to 1079 code for a protein of 358 amino acids.
UAAUGUCCUCACCUGCCAAAAAACCGGUGAAUCUUUGCGCUAUUUCUAUGUUUGCCGACGAUUUACUAGCCUUAAUCCUCAACCGGGUGACCGAGCCGGUCGACCGAAAAUCGUUCUCCGAGGUCUGCAAGCAGUGGUUUCGGGUGGAGGCAUUUAGCCGAUCAUCGAUUCGUGUUCUCGAUCUCGGUUUUCUCCGUCAUGUAUUGUCCAGGUACCCAAACUUGGUGACAUUCGAAACAUCCAAGUGUGUUUUCAAAGGCCACUUCAGGUUCUUGGCCCAAACAUGCCCCAAACUCGAGGACAUCAACCUUAGCACCACAGAGUCAGACUGGCUCAACAUAUGUUUUGGGGUAGACUCUUUAUGUGCUCUGUCUAAUAGCUGCCCGAAAUUGUCCAAGGUUUCACUUAGAGGGAGAAGGUUUUUAGGUUCAGGCAUUUGGCUUAAGAAGGCACAUAACUUGACGUAUUUGGAUUUGGGACACAACGUGGUCAGUGACGAAUAUCUCAAAGCAAUUGGGUCUUGCAAUUCCAUUACCUAUUUGAAUUUGGAAAAGUGUCCCGGGGUUUCUGACAAGGGUUUAGGAUUUUUGGGAAAUGGCUCUUGCUCAAAGACCCUGAAGACUUUGGUGCUUGCUGAGUGCAACGGCAUCAGUGAUAUUGGGGUCUCGCAUUUGCGGAAUAUGCGUUGCUUAGAAGACUUGAAUUUGGAUGGAUGUUUGAGAAAUGUUAGUGAUAUUGGAGUUGGAAAAAUAUCUGGAAUUCAAACCCUCAAGAAAUUGAACUUGAGUCGACUGCAUAAGGUCUCCGACCAAAGCAUAGUUGCUCUUGCUGAGAAUUGCGUGAGAUUGGAGGUGCUUGAUUUGAGUGGUUGUAAGGUAAUGAGUUAUGUCAUUAGGGCAUUUUUCGGUCACAGGUGCUUGGAAUCUCUUGUUUUGGGGUCGUACUUUCAUCUGCGUUGGCUUGAUGUGGAACACUUAGUUCUCGGUUGUUGGUCAUUGAAGAGUAUCGUUCUGAAGAAAGAUAAUGUCAACUUGAAGGCAAUGCCAGAAAGUGUUAGCGGAAUUGUGAGGUUGGUCUAGCGGUGAUGGUGUUUGGACUUCACCAGGUUUGUAGAAAUUGGGGUCUUACCCUGCUCUUUCGUUGCUCGAAGAGAUGACCGCAUAUAUAUGCACCUCUUAAUACUAUUUGUGAUGGCCACUCUCUCCGCUUCGCCCUGCAAUCCUAAGGUGGAUGUACCCUCUGGUUUUGUUGGUUUGGUUAUGAAGAAUUGGUACUAGUUGACCUUUGCCCCAACUUUGUUUAAAUAUAUGCAGUGUUCUCCAUUGAAGAUGCUCGGCCGUCUCUUCCCUCCUUCCUUCAUACACCUAAAAAAGGAGGAGGCAGGGAUCAAAUGGAUUUACGAGCCAAAAAACCAUGCAACACUUGUCCUAUUUCUCUGCUGGGUGACGAUUUAUUAGCCUCAGUCCUCAUCUGGGUCAGCAAGCCAUAUGAUAGAAUUCUAAGAUCACAGGUCUGCAAGCAACGGUUGAGUGUGGAAGCUAGGGUCUAAGCCGAACUUCCAUUCGUUUUCUUGAUCUCAAUUUUCUCCGUAGGGUAUUGCCUAGAUUCCCAAACUUACUCACAUACCAACAUAAUAUGAAUGUUUCUAUUAUAUACUGGCCAGAAUUACUUUAAUUAUCGUUCUUAUGUCUGAAUGAUUCUAUAUAAUAACCAUUUACAUAUGUUUAUUUUUGAACAAAUUAUUACCAUUGCACAGAAUAUGAUAUAUCAACUAACAUA